AUGAAGUACCCGCUGGUGCCCUUGGUGAAUGACCUCACCUCAUUCCUGGUUUUCUCGCUCUGCCUGCCUGUGGGCUUGCUGCUACUCUUGGUGAUCGUCUGGCUACACUUCUUACUUAGCCAAGAUUCAGAGGAAAAUGACCCCUGUUUAUGUAUCAAUUGGGAACCAUGGAGCAAAGGGCGAGCUGAGUUUUGCUGGGAGGAGACACUCCACAGCGGAGAAGACAAGAAGCAGCUGUAG
This is a messenger RNA of Elephantulus edwardii (Cape elephant shrew), 240 nucleotides long. RefSeq names its product adipogenin (gene ADIG). Lineage: Eukaryota; Metazoa; Chordata; Mammalia; Macroscelidea; Macroscelididae. The transcript is spliced from 2 exons. Bases 1 to 240 code for a protein of 79 amino acids. Gene Ontology annotation, biological process: brown fat cell differentiation; white fat cell differentiation. Gene Ontology annotation, cellular component: nucleus; cytoplasm; lipid droplet. The record is from RefSeq and is a predicted model, not a curated record.